GUUCCUCUGCUCAUGUGAUGUGAUCGACACAGCGAUGCGACCGGUAGUGCGGUAGGCCUACUUGGUACUUGCUUCUUGUUCUGCAUCAUUCUUCUCGGCUCUCGUAGAUGUAGAACAGUGAGCCGUGUGUGGAUCGGUGCUCACGAUUUCAGCUGAAGUUGCAAUCUCUUUACUUUCCUUGCCCUAUUACCAUAGAAGAUCUCGUACCGUUUGUGAUAUGAUAGAAAAUCUCGAUUUCGAGAAAAAUCCGAACCCUCACACGACAUCUUGAAUGAAAAAUUCAUGAUGAAGAACAUUGAUGUAUUGAAUGGCAAAAUUGAAGAAGUCAGAAACGGGAAUAAUCCUUGUUCCGAUGCCAAGUUCGAAAAAUCGAUUAAAAUUGUUGGAGCCGAUACACCAUCGAACGGUUAUCAAGCAGAAUUCGACAGCGUUUCUACUACGAUGAGCGUGCCUCCGAAUGGAACUGAAAUUUCGAAAGACGAAACUGCAGCAGCGGAUAAAAACAAAGAUGGCUGCCAAGAUACGAACAACUCUGCCGAGCUGACAGCAACUGCUUUCGCUUCGCCUGUGAACAAAGCCGAUGAUUCCAGCGCUGCCUGUUCUAAUAACAUCGUUCAGUCAGGACUAGAAGCCUCUGGAUUGUCAACAUCAAACAAGCGAGAAACUAGCGACAAUUGCGUGAACUCCAUCGACUCCACUGAAGAUGGAAAGACCCCAAUGCGAAGCAAGCUAUCCACAAAAUCUGAAUCGUCAGAAAGUGAAGAAAAGAAAAAGCUGAUUUGUAAAAUGUCUUCUUCUUUGGAAGUUGAAGGUUUCUCAUCAAAUGUUGAAGGUAGUAUUAUUAUUUCAUCAAAAGUUCAAGUUGAUAGUUCAAUAGUUGACAAUACUUCUAGAGAUGUUGUCAAGUUGAAUGACAUUUUGGAUUCCAAAAAUGUGAGUAAGAAUGUUGAAGAAGGGGCUGAAAAAUCAGAAACUCUUGAAAGCCUGUUGUCUGACAUGAUUAACAUAAUUGAGGAGUCUAGUACAGUAAAAACAAAUACUAAUGGCCCCGUUAACGUUGAAGGAAAUACAGCAAGUGAGAAAGAUUUUAAAUCAAAGGAAAUAUAUAAAACUGAAGAGUCUAGUGUAGUAAAAGAAGUUACUAAUGGCGCCGAUAACGUUGCAAGAGAUGCAGCGAGUGAGAAAGAUGCUUCAUCAAAGGAAAUCUCUGAAACUGAGGAGUCUAGUUUGGUGGAAGAAGUUUCUAAUGGCGCUGGUGAAGUUGGAAAAGAUGCUGCUGGUGAGAAAAAUGAUACAUCAAAGGAAAUCUCUAAAACUGAGGAGUCAUUUUUAGUAAAAGAAGUUACUAAUGGCGCCGGUGAAGUUGGAAAAGUUACUGCAGGUGAGAAAGAUGAUACAUCCAAGGAAAUAUCUAAAACUGAGAAGUCCAGUUUGGUAAAAGAAGUUACUAAUGGCGCCGGUGAAGUUGGAAAAGUUACUGCAGGUGAGAAAGAUGAUACAUCCAAGGAAAUAUCUAAAACUGAGGAGUCUAGUUUGUUAAAAGAAGUUACUAAUGGCACCGGUAACGUUGGAAAAGAUGCUGCGAGUGAGAAAGAUGCUACAUCAAAGGAAAUAUCUAAAACUGAGGAGUCAUUACAGAAAAUAUCCAAUGACGAGUCCGAAAAUACUCAAGAAACUUCGCCAAAGCUUGAUGGAUUAAUAGCUGCAGAUUCUGAAAGAAAACGUCCUAUAAAAGAAGAAGAGAAAGGAAUUUCAGAAAAUAGUUCAUCAUCCAUUGGAGACUUGGAAAAGGGAGAGAAAACAAUUCUGAAGCCUGUUGAAGAAAUUCCGGAGUCCAAAAUUAAACAAGAUGAAUCUAAAAGAGAGGACAUUGCGGCAACUAAAGACAAGAAUUAUUCAACAAAUGCUGUUUCAGAACCGAUUGAUAAGUCUAGCUUGAAGCCUGAUUUGAAAGUGACUCUACCAGAUGCUUGUAAAGAUAACAAAACAAAACAAAAAUUGGAGGAAUUCGUUGAGGAUAUUUCAGUUAGUGACAAGUCGAUGGAAACUGAGGAUGUAUUAACUUCAACUUCUAAUGUGAAAGAGGCCAAAUCUGAUAUGGAUUUUAUCUCAAUAGAUGAUGAUUUAAAGGAACAAGGCAAGCAAACAGUAGUUGUUGAAGAUGGGGAUAAUAAAUUGAAGGAUGUUGGAGGAGAGAAACUUGAGGGAGAUGAAGAAAAGAUACUGAAUAUUGAUGAAGAUAAGAAACUAGGAGAUGAAAAGAAAAAGGGUGAGGAAAAGGAAAAAAAUCUUUUGCUGGAAGGUGAUGAGAAAGCAGUUGUUGAAUCAAAUAUGAAGACAGAUGAAUCAGUGGAUGCAGAUGUUGAUAAAAACCAAUCAAGUAAUGUAGAUGAGAAAAAACAGGAGACUGAUAACAAGACCAAUGAUAAAGCUUGUGAUGAAAAGUCUCUUAAGGGUACAGUUAUAGAAAAUGAGGAGCUGAUGGAAGUGAAUGAUUCAGAAAUGGAUGGAAAGCUACCUGCUGAAAACUAUGAACAAGUAAAAGUAUCAGAUUUAGUAGAAGUUGAGGAACUUGUAGAGAAAGCUAGUGAAUCGAAACUUCAAGAUGCUGAACUAUCUAAAACCUCUGAUGCUACUGAAGAGAAAACUACUGAAGCUAUUGAAGCCGAGAUAGCGAAAUCCAAAGAAACAGCUAAGUCUUCCGAUAGAUCAACUGUUCUAGCAGAAUCCACUUCAGCUGAAGAUCCUCAAUUGCCUCUGAAAAGGCCGGCCGAAGUGCAACUAGACAAUUCCAAAAAAAUGAAGACUGAUGAUAGCUCAACCACCGAUAAAGACUGUCUCAAGAAACGUUCGCCUUCGCCAAUCACAGACGGAAUUGCCGAGCCUAAAAGGAAACGUACGCUUUCAGCAGCUUCUGUUGAACACAAUUCCAAAUCCAGUGUGAAAACUAGUGAACCCGAAAAAAGCACAAUUGUUGAUCAUGUUAGCAGCAAUGAAAAAGAAAGUGUAAAAAUAGAUUUAGAUAACUAUGAAUCAGACGUUAGUUUGGACUUGGAAUUGAAAUCUGAUAGCUCAGAAGGCGUGACUAGAGCUUCAAGUGUUUCGGAUGUUGAAGUCAAAUGUGUGUGUAAGUGCACCUGCGGUUAUAGUCUCAAUAAAGAUGAACUAUUGAGAAACAUUUUAGGCUGUGAUAAAGAAGAUAGUGAAAACAAAAGUAGAAGGAGAGACAAGAGUAAGAAGAUGGAAAGUAGUGGGGCCGCAUCCCUCUUGAAGGAAAAUAUAGACGGUAAAAGUGAUGCAUUAUUGAAGGAAACUUUUAGACGGAUGAAAAAGUCGGAUUUAGAAGAUCUCAUGACAAUCAAAAUGACCGAAAUUCUGGCCUACAAAAAUGAGUUGGGCGAACUGAGGGCAAACUAUCAAGCUGCUCAAGAAAGCAUUGAAAGAUGGAUUCGCCGAUGCAAUUAUUUCGAGAAAAUUGAUAGCGAGUUUACUGUCAAGCUGAAGAAAUAUACGCGCGAUCUUGAGUUGCUGAGGGCUGAGAAAGGUCCACUUAGUCUACCAUCAAGAUUCAGCCGAUCUGUUGGUCUCCAAGUCAUCCAACCGACGAAUCCUAGGAAACAGCAGGUGAAAUCUCGGCAGCAGCUGCAGCACGAGGAACGCAUGCAGCUGCAGUACAAGGAGCAGCAAGAGCUGCAUCAGCUGCAGCAGCACAACCAGCAGAAGAUGCAUGCUCAGCAGCUCAAGGAGCAACAAUUGAGAGAGAAGCGGCAAAAGGAGGAAGAGCUGAAGGAGAAGGAAGAAAACGAGAAGAAACGCAAAGAGACUCAACAGCGCAUUAAAGAGGAUCAGGAGCGUAUUGAAAAACGUUUACUAAAAACACAAGAACGGUUCCAGACUUCGUUGAAACCGGCUGCGACAACAAAUGUGCGCUCAUCCACUCCUCGACGCAUCGUCUCCUCGAAGCCUGCUCAACCUGCUACUAACAUACAGUCUCCUCCGUGUUCAUCAGCUGCAAGUUCGCCGUCUACGACUGCGUCGGCGUCUGCUGGGACGUCAACGUCGGCGCCCAUCCCUGUGGCUAUCACUGCCUCCAAAAUGGCCAGACAAUCUCCGGCCAAGUCUCACGAAGUCAUUGAUCUCAUUGAUCUCACCGACAAAGAAGAAAAAGGUGCUGCUGCUAACCAAGACUCAAAAACUCCUACCAGCUACACUGUGGUUAGACAAAUGCCACCAGCCAAUAAUGGCAAUGGACAGCGUACUUAUCUAGUACCCUCUUCUGCUGUGUCGACAAAUACAGGACAGCUUCUGCUUGCCACUACAGCUGGCCUCACUAAGUUACCGAUUGGGACAUUGGCAGCAAAUGGUACUAUGAUCGUGAAGAACGGAGCAAUGAGUAAUGUAUUGAAACCUGUGCACACGGUCAGAGUUACGAGCGCGACUCACCCCGCUCCUCUGCCACCUUGCCCGCCGGCCAUUCACCAAGAAGGAUGGCGUCUGGCGCCGCCCAGGCCUCAAUUGGUGGUCAGGAAGACACCUAACGGUGCCGGUAUUAUGCUGUCGUGGACGUUGGCUCUAGGCAAGGGCUACGAAGAAAUAGCCAGCUACCAGCUGUAUGCCUACCAAGAAGGCUCAGCACCACCCACCUCCACACUCUGGAAGAAGGUUGGCGAUGUCAAAGCUCUGCCCCUGCCCAUGGCCUGCACCCUCACACAGUUUGUGGAGGGUCACAAGUACCACUUCGCGGUGAGGGCAGUAGACAUCCACGCGAGGGUGGGGCAUUUUAGCGGACCCAGCACAAUUACGCUCAACAGAACUUCGUGAGUAGUGACAGCUUCUAGAGCAGAGGACUUCUAGUUUCAUAAGAUACAUUUUACUUCUUGCCGCUGAUUGAGAUUUAAAUAAUUAAAUCAGCGGUUGAAUUGUUUCUAAGAGUUUUUUUUCUCAUUCACAUUGCAUUUUGUUCUAGGGUAAUUUAAUUACCAUGUUUAUGAAUCAAUUUUAUGAAUAAAUGACCAUUUCAAUGCACUUUGCAGUACUAAAUUUUGAGUAAUCUCUAUGGGAGUAGGGGGAGAUAUUAAAUUUGGCUCCUCAUUGAUUGUUAGAAACUUAAACCACUAAAGUAUUGACACAGAUAUCACUUUAAAUAAGUAAAUACAUUUUCUUUUUCUUUUGAAAUCUAUUACCUCUGAAGGUUGAGAACAUUCAGCAAUGUAGAUGGAAAAACAUGGUUUUCUUUUUUUUUUAAAUGUGUUCUAUGAUCGUUCAGCUCUCAUGAAUGUUUGAAAUUAAUACAUAUUAUAUAAGCCUACAGUAUUAAACAAUUUGAUUGUAUGUAUUUCAAAAGAUAAGUCUGUGUAUUUACCAAUUUACAAGCAUUAUAUGAAACGUUUUUCUCUUCCAGUUGAGUUGAAUCUGAAGAUUGGAGUGAAGAGCAGUACAAACCAAAAUGAUUUAUACCCUGCCAUUAAUAUAAUACGUACCUAAUACUACUAUCAAGAACUGACUUAAUUUUUUAUUAUAUGAUACUAUUUACGUUGAAUUGUUUUAUGUGAAGCCUUUUUCGACUUGUGAACCCCCUGAUGGGUUGAUAAAAGUUCGUGUAAAACUAAGUGAUAUGUACAAAAAUAUUGAGCGAUUUGUAAUAUUGUUGUUUGUUUAGCUUAGAAUUGUUGUACUUGUAAAUAAUUGCGCUUUUUCGUUUUUUAGGUAAUAUUCAUAACAAUAAGUUAAUAUCAUUAGUUUAUGAAUGAAAUAAUUCUUCAAAAAAUGUUAUAUAUCUGAAUAUUGUGAUUCAAUUCUUUUGUACUUUUAUUAGCCUACAUAUUGACAAGUAGUUUACCUUUAUUUUUCAUUUUUGUAUCGCCUGAUAUCAAUCAGUUUUUAAAUAUUAGGAACAAUUUGAAAGUUAUUGACACAUUUUUUUCAACUGGUACUGUUAUCCUCAUCGAAUCUCAUUUAUGUUUUUCUUGUACUAGUUGUUCAAGCAUUUUCUUAUUUUCUCAGUAAUUAUAAUUAUUUCAGCGUAUAUAAUUCCAUUAUUAAUUCAUGAUUGCUAUUUGAUUGUAUCUGAUCAAAGAGUGAAAAAAAUUAUUUUGUGAAGAAUCUUGACUCUAAUCCAAUGUAGGAAAAUUAUCCUUCAUAUUGUAUAAGAAUUAUUAUUGAGAUAAUAUAUAAUAAUUUUCAUUUAAUUGAAAUAGGCUAGUUCUAUAUACAAUUGAAUUGUACAUCAAUUUAUUUAUAACCAAACAUUAUAAUUCAUGAAGAUAUUAUAUUAAAAAAUACUACUUCAUAAACAGAGACUUGAAAUUAUUAAAAAUGUUUUAUGCAGGGUUGUGUCAUUGUUCUCUGUUCAAUUUGAUUCAAAGAGUUGGUUGCAAUUUUUAAAAGCAUGAUAGCUACUUGAAUUUCUCAAUAUUUUGUCUAUGUUAUCCACAAACAAAAUCUUAUAACUUGCUCUGUUCAACUCACAUUACUAGCGUCGCUUAGGAAUUGGAAUUUAACUAAACGUUCAAAAAUGUUUAAUCUUGGAUCAAUUCAAUUAUCUCCAUACGUACUUAGUACUUUCAUAAAGCACUUGUGAAAAAAUCUGAAGAUCAUCAUAUUUGUACUGUUUAAUUUAUUCAUUAUUAUGUGCAAUUAUCAAAAGUGUUUUACUUGAUUCAUCAUCAUGAUUUGUACUGGAAUUUUUGUCAUGAAAAUUUUUACUUUUGAGUCAUAUACCCAAUAAAUUGAUUCUCGUUGUUCUUCCAUUCUUGA
Molecule: messenger RNA, 6756 nt
Organism: Nilaparvata lugens (brown planthopper)
Lineage: Eukaryota; Metazoa; Arthropoda; Insecta; Hemiptera; Delphacidae
Product: calponin homology domain-containing protein DDB_G0272472
Exons: 17
Coding region: 283-4821 (1512 amino acids)
Biological process (GO): regulation of DNA-templated transcription
Cellular component (GO): nucleus; transcription regulator complex
Molecular function (GO): protein binding; transcription coregulator activity
Source: RefSeq, a predicted model, not a curated record